GCAGUACGGUGGUGACGCCGACAGAGGCCGGUCGCGUGCUGUUGACGUCCUGUGGCAUGGCGCACCUGCUCUGAGCGUCCUCGCCAGCCGACCGUCAGCGAUCACCCAGAGAGCCAGCCAGCAUGGCCGCGCGCAGGUCCAUGAGGCCAUCAUGGACCGGCGGCGCUGCCCUCGGCGCGCUGCUCGCCGCAGCCCUCAUCGGAGGAGCCUUUUGCCACAGAGCAGAGAGAGCGGCAGAUAUUGAAGUGGAAGUGAAUGGUGCCCUUACGACGUCCAAAUACCUGACCACAACCCGUCCUCUGCCGACCGGCGUGCUCCUGUCCUCGGCUCCCACGUUCGUAUCCGAUGGCACCACCUCCGAGUACACGACACUCGUCGUCGGCACCGUGGCCAACGGCUACUACUCACGCAUCAUCAGCACCGCCGAGCGCGUCUUCUACGCCAUCGCGCGCACCGGAGAGCGGCCGCAGCCGACCGGGGUGGUCUCCGAAGCGGUCAAUACCGAGGUGCACGGCGACGCCACGACCGUGCACCGGACGCGCUUCAUCCGCACCUCGCUCGGCUCCCACUACGGCCAGGUGAUCGAGCGGACCAGCUCCGUGAUGCCGCAGCUGGAGAGCAGCACCCAGGAGCCCGGGCUGCCCACUCUCACCAUCGGCAUGCCGAUCAGCUACCCCAGCAAGGCGCCGCUGGUCACCGAACUGCCCGAGGAGGUGAACGAGGUGCCCACGGCGCGGCGCGUCGUUCAGGGCGAGGAGGUGAUCAUUGUCGACGAGGAAGUGCGACCCUCACCCCCGCAGAGGCGCUUACCUACGUACACCGCCGACGAGGAGGGCUCUCUGCGCCUGGACGAGCCAGUGGUGGUCGUACCCAACCGCGCCUCUUUCCAGAAGACACAGGCGCUUCUCAACGAGAAGGUCAACAAGAUGGUCAAGGAUCUGAAUCUAAAGGAGGGUAGUAACCGCGAGUCUCGCGACUUCAGUGACCUGGAGACAAUCGAGAUCCUGGACCUUGAUCUGGCUCUGAGUGGCAGCGAGCUGACCACCGUCACGUACGUCGGCUUCUCCGACUUCAUCACCACUAUCGGCAGCACUGUGGUGGUCUUCAUGCCUCAGUCCGCCGGCGCCGAGCAGAUCCGCUCCAAGAUCAGCAGGACUGCUCAGUUCGUGGGUCCCACGCGUGCCGGCAAGAGCGUGGUGUUGAGCCGUGCCCCUGUGUUCGUCCCGGACCAAGGAAAUGUCAUCACAACCACCCGCACCUUCGCAUCAAACGACGCUACUUCCACGGUGACCCCCGACUCGGAGGCCACGAACGAAAUUGCUGAGGAAGCUGCGCCAGUGAAGGACGAUGGCGUGCUGUCCACUGCCAGCACCCGGGUGUACAACACCGUGGACCUGUACCCGACCGGUCUGGUGACCUCCAUCGGCGGCACUGUGGCUCGUGAGAAGGUCACCACUGUCUUUACUACACUGGUGUACGGUACCUUCAUCAAGGGACGUUACGCCAAAGUGGUGAAGAGCACGUCUAGCAUCUAUUUCCUGGUGUCGAAGACGGCCAACGUUGAGCCUACCGCGGUCGUGCAGUCCGCGUCCACCAUCGCCGUCGACAGGGGCAACCUAGGCAGGGCCGUCGGCAGCGGAGCUGGAGCACAGGUCAUUGUUGGCAGUGCAGAAGAGGCUAAGGCUGCUCUGAAACAGUCUCAACAACUGGAAGGAAGUCUGGCUUCGUCAUCCGCCCCGCCUCUCUUCUCCUCACAAGCAGAUGGUGAAGAGGAAAAGUCGGUGCUGAAAACGUAUUACACGACGUUCACUUACUACACCACGCUUUCCAGUGGUGACCAGACUGAGGUGAAGACCAGUCUGAGCACUGUGACCAGUGUUGCUACGGAAGAAUUACCCCGUCCGGCGCUAACUUACUUCACAACGUUCACAUACUUCACUACAUCGAGUGUUGACGGCAAGGAGAUCGUUUCCACGCGAUAUGAAACCAAGUCACAGAUCGCAGAGCCAACAAAGGCGCCAACUUCCACAGCGGUAGCGCCAGCCAAACUUGUUACCAAAACAUUCUUCACAACUUACACGUACUUUACCACCUCACACUCUGGUGAGAGUAGCGUCGUCCAGAGCCGCCUGGUGGUCAGCAGCAACGUGGUGACAUCGACUGUGCCCAUCUCUGCCACUGCCACCUCCAACAGCCCCGUCAAGUCUGUGGAUCCCACGUCUGCGGCUCCAGCCAUUCAAUACAGCACUGGCCUCCUCUCGUCGCUCGUUUCAUCAGAGGUCAACGAUGGUGUCACCACCAUUUCCUCGACGGGGUAUUUCGGCACCUCAGUGCAUGGACUGUACGCCCAGAUAAUCAAGAGUACUACCAUGACUAUUGACCCAGCAUUGACACCCAGUUCUGUGGCGCCUGUUGCAGCCACUCCUGUCUCCGAGUCGGCUGCUAUAAGCACUUUGUCGUCUCAGAAUCCCUCUGUUAGUGCAACUCCCACAUUGGACAGUCCAGCCUCUGAAACUGAUCCCAGCUCUGCUAUUUCCACGUCUCCCAAGAAGCUCCUAUCAUCCAUCAGUGCUCAGAUUUCCUCGAGCGCUGCAUCUUCUUCCAGCCGCAUUCAGUCAACCAACCGCAGCUUCCUUCCUUUCCGGACGUCCACGAAGCGUAAAUCCAGCGGCCUGCUUGCACUUCUAGCAGCCAAAAGGGCAGGAUUGGGAGCACCUGAGCCGACUUCAGAGCCCACUAAACCUGAGCCUACAAGCACCGCAAACAUCAACUCACCUUCACCCGUUGAGGACGCGGAGGUGACUGAAGCUCCACCUUCUCCAGUUUUGGAAGAAGAGCCUGCACCGACCUCCACCGAGCGACGUUUCCCCUUAAGGACGCGCCGACCGUUCCCAGGACUUAGAAGGCCGGGCAGUCGUCCUGGCCUACGCGGCUUGUUUAAUCGAAACCAGCCUGAGGAGGAGGAGGAAGUGACUGAGCCGACUCAGGACGAAACCACCACGGUUGCUUCUGAAGUAGAAGAAGAGCCCGUUGAUCCUACGGAAGAAGCCGUAACCGAGGAAGCAAUUGAAACAACCACCGAAGCGGUGACUACUAGGCCUCCUCGUGUCCUCGCUUUCGGCAGAAAUCGAUCAGUUGGCGGAACCCGUAACGCAUUGCCUCUGCGCCGUCGCCCAAAGUCUGGCGGAAGGGGUGGUCUGAUAAGUCGCUUCUCUUCGGUGAUUGCUGGAGGAGAAGAGACCACCACGACAACUACUACGACCACUACCACUGAAACUCCUACAGAGCCCCCGACUGAGCCUACUACUGAACCUCCCACAAAGCCUGAAGAGCAGGAGGAACUGACUGAGAUCACUCCAAGACGAGUUCGCGGCCGCGGACGUGGACGUCUGGCCGUGAGGGGACAGCCUAAAACCAUUAGGCGCACUGUGAGAAGAAGAAGGCCCAUACGUGGCAGACGGAGACGACCGGUCGAAGAAAAUGAUCUGCAAGGCGCGGGAUCUGAAGUAUACGAACAAUACGUCGCCGCCGAGCCGCUUCCGGAACACAACAAUUUUUUUGAACAGAACCAUUUUUUAGAUGAUGCUGGUUCCGAAGUAGCUGUGGUCGUCUCUGACGUCGACCCCCUUCAGGCUGCCGCCGAGGGCGCGAUUCUGUCGCGCACCAAGCGUCAGUCCAGCUUCGGAGCCAGGAGCAGGUCCCGCGCCUCUCGCGGGGAUUCUCUUUCAAAGCAAGAAACACUUAUCGAGGCAGCUGAUCACUCUGUCUCGUCCACUGGUACUCGUGCCCGGCGCCAGAAUCGCGGUCGCACUAGAGCCAGAAACAGUCGUCAGUCAGAGGCAAACAGAGGGCGCAACGUCGACCCUACGCCAUCUGAGGACACCAAGGAGAAGUUCACCCUGACAUCCGGUCGGUCGCGCGGCUCGUCACGCUCACGCUCUAGAACAGGCUCCUCUCGAACCUCGUCUAGCAGCACGCGCAGGGCCAUUCCGGGUUCUAGAAGAAAUCGUCCUUCGUCUAGUUCAGGAAGCGGUUCUGGUCUCGCAGUAAGUCUCCGCCAGCGUCUCCAGCAGGCUCAGGUGGCAGCUGCGGGCAUCAGUGAACCGCCUCGCGCCACGACCCCAGAGCCAGCACCAUCACGUGGCACAUCCAGCCGUGGCUCACCCUCACGCCGGCCCUCGCAGCGUGGACCGUCCGGCAGCCGCAUUCGGCAGCGUCAGCCUCUGUUCGGACAGGAUCGCACUCGCGAUCCUCCAGAUCCUGAACCCGAGAUCGUCCCAACGCCCGUGCUGGACGAGGGUCAGAUCAUCGUAGUCUCCGCUGAGCAGGUGGCCGUCUCCAUCCCAGUUAUAGCUGAUGGCCGGACGUCGUUCCGUGAUGUGUUCACGGCAAACACCGUCACCAACACCCUGGAGCCGGGCCAGUACACGGAAACUGAGGUAAAUGGUGAACUGCGCACGCACGUCGGAACAAAAACGGCUGUUGGAGGCGGCGGUCAGACCGAGCUGUCCACCCUUUAUCUGAGUCCCACUGAAAUCAAGACAUCAAUCCGUAUUCCCACCAAGAUUCGUGGUCGCAUCUCCAACGUGCGUUCGACUUACACACAGCCGGGCUUUACCGUCGUGCCCGAAGUGAACACAGUGAGCGCCGCUCAGAUUCAGCCAUCCCCGGCCUUAGCUAACAACAACAACCCACUGACUGCCCUUCUGCAGCAGCUGCUGGCCAGCCAGGGUCAGCCGGCUCCCGUGCUGUCUGGCUCAUUUAACGCCCCGGUGGCUGCGCCUCCACAGCAGGCCUUCCGUACGGUUAGCUACACCACGUCAUACGUAACCACUGUGACCGAGUCGGACUUCACCACGGUACCGAUCUUCUUCCAAGGCAGAAAGACCCACACAGUGAUCAUCAACUCCGACGUACAGGUGAUCACCGCCACGGAGGUGAUAACCUCCACCGAGAGGAUCCCGGGACAGACUGCCGCCCCGGCUGCCGCGUUUGGUGGUCUCGGCGGCGGCCUUGGCGCUCUCGGUGGUCUGACGCCACAGCAGCUGCUGCUACAGCAACUGUUGAACCAGCCUCCCAGGCUGCAGCUGCCCGCCAUCCAGCCGACUGCCGCACGAAGUUUGUUACCUCAGAGUCAGCCACCGCCACAGCUGGAAGAGCUGCUGCGCCAGGCGACGGAAGUGGACCAGCAGCAGCCCGCAGCCCAGCAGCAGCCGGCCUCCACGUCUGUCGUCACCAUCUUUGUCAGUGGCUCCAAGCCUGGUGAAUUCUUCACGCGGCUGUCGACAGUGACGCUGGACGGACCUGAGGUGACUCGCAUCAAGCGGGGUCAGCUGCCGACCGCAGCAGUACGUCCCACAGAGAUACCGGCCUUCAUAGAGACCGACCAGGGCCUUUUCAAGGUACCAAAGAAUGCACAGGUUUUCGGCGACCUUGAUUUCUACGUUAUGUCAGCAAUGAAUGAGAUUGAGCCAGACAUGAUUAAAUUUGGCGCCACUCAGACCUUGGAAAGCGUUAAGGGGAGCAAGACAACUCGGUAUCGAGAAAAAAUAAUUGACGUGGCGCCAUCGCUCACGGAUCGACCCUCUUCUAAGACGGAUUCUUUUUUAUGGGAGGGCCCCGCUGAGUCUGCCCCACUCAGACGGGAGAAGCGCCAAGCCACCAGGGGUCGCGAUGGAUCUAACGGCAAUGACCCGGAAUUCGCUCCAUUGAACAAUGCUCAAGUCCGACGCAUCAAAGCACCGGAGUUUACAACCUAUACUUAUGAUAACACGGUGACCGAUGAGUUUGGCAGUAUUAUUGUGAAGAGUACGCAGCAUGUGCUUCCGAAACUCAGAACAUAUAGCAAUAUCGAGUUUGUGGAGCUCACAAAACUCGGUGCCAAACCUACUUUAUCAGAAAACCUAUUGUUUGGCAUUCUACAAACUGAGGUUGAUUCAAUUACCAAGACGCUUACGGCACGUGCAUCUGCUCGAAAAUCGCUCAGAGGCGGUCAGUAUCGGUCUAGUGGACUUCAGACUGCCAGAAGAACAAGCGCCAGAAGUCGUCAAGGCAAUCGCGGAAGAACAAACAGCGUUGCCGGCUCAAAUGCUGCUGUAAGAAACGAAGGAAGCGUAAACGUUAGUAGAAAGAGGAAUCCGCUAACUGAAAAGAAUGAGAAAGCAGAUGCUACAACAUUACGCUCAUCCUUUCAAGAGGAGAUAACAGCAGCUAUAGAAGGACCCUUCUCAACAACUCCUCUUCCACCAAAAGAACAGUUGGUCCCCAAAAAUGAUGAUAGCGAUGAGGUAAAUAACAAGAUUACUUUAGAGAAGAAUGGACCAGAAGAUUUCCCAGGCCCUUCGUUUUCAAGGGGAAGUAGACGUCGUGCUCCGAUUGGAAGUAAGACAAAACAAGUGUCUCUCCCCAGUGAUGUUACCAUAUCAACCUCUUCCAAACCGCUGACAUCAGGUGCUGACGCAGAAAACGUGAUUCAAGAUGAUUUCCAGCCAACAACUCGUGGUCGUCGCGUUCGGGUACGCACACGUGAGAGAAAACCACAAACAAGUGGAGGUGCAUUACCUUCAAAUCAGAGUAGGUCAAGGAAUUCUGAAAGUGGUAGCAAGAAACCACCAUCUCAAAACUCUCGUGCAGAAUCCAGCAAUGAAUCGGAAAACAUCACUAGCAGGAGAACGGCGAGUCGUGAAACCAUAAGAAAUACGGUAUUUCCUGUGCAAGGGUCAACAAAGCGAGGAAGAGGGCGAUUUCGAGCAAACAGCUUCACGACAAAGCAGCCAGUAGUCAGACCUACACCUGAUACCCCUAGGGAGAUCGAACUUUCGACACCGGCAAACUUGAAGCAAAGUGUUUUGACAGAUGGUGGGAUUAAAGCAUUAGAUUUGUCCGAGAUUUCCAAAGAAGAAAAUAGACCAAGAACUGUUUCACCUGAAUCCACCGUACAAACGACAUCAAGCAACAAUAUCCCGAGUAUUUCGUCGUCUACAGCUGCCUCUCUGCCUGAAUCAGAUACAACUUCCAAAGAGCUUUCGUUGAUAGACGACAUCGACACGGAAGAAGACAACGAAAUAAUUCCACCGGAAGCAACAACACCUCUUCCUGUGGAAACUAAGCCUACUAGGGGACGUCGGGUACGGGUGAGAACUCGCCUGGUCGGAGGAUCCAAAGCAAGAAAACAAACAGGCUCACUGAAACCCGAUAGUGUUGCAGUUGAUCCGAUUGAAGAAACAACUGAACCAAAGCACAGUGAAAAAGAGCCGGAACAAGAAGACGACGCGGACAAAAAACAAAGCAGUGAGGGGAAGGUCAGUGGUGUUUCAUCAGCGCCAUCAACAUCCCGCCGUCCGAGUUCUAGGAGACGAGUAGUUUCGCGAGCACGUCAACGUGUCAGAACCAAAAUCAUCAGAACGUCAAAAGAUUCCCCUUCAUCUGCGACCACCGAGGCAACAACAGAGGUGACAGCCGCGGACACCAUUCUUGACGUACCCCAGUCAACUUCCUCAGCUGAUCAACGCAGGAUCCGUGUUCGUCUUCGCCGCCCUACGACAGAGUCGUCAUCUCCAGCUUCAUCGAUAUCGCUAGACUCCGCUACCAGUCUGAAUGAAGAGCAUAGCUCAACAACAGUUUCAGACAUCAAUGAAAUAGAAGAAGUUGAACAUACAACAAGUUCUAUUUCUGCAAGCCGAACAACCCCGACUGUCUCUCAGAGAGCGGUACAACGGGGAACCAAUCGGAGCCAAUCUGAGAGUCGCACUCAGUCUAGCCUAGCAAAUCCUGCAACAUCCCGUCGGAACUUAAGACGACGGCCUACCCCAGCCAGUGCUGCAACAACGAUUAAGCGCCCUGGUGUAAGAACAGGAAUAAGGAGAACUUCGGUGAUCAGGAGGCGACCAGUGCAACCAAAAGAAAAAGAUGAAGUUGAGCUCAGUAAUGUAACUGAAAAUGCAUCCAGCGUUCCCGUUACACCUCAAAGAGCACCAUCUUCUCGUCGUGGAGGCACCAGAAGAGUUACACGAGUGAGAACCGUGGUGACGCCAACCAAACAAGUGACUACAGAACGCAUUACUGAUUCUGCAGGCGACUCUAACUUAGAGUCGCUUGAAGAAUUCGAAGUUGAUUCGCCAGCUGAACCAUCCGCAGCCAAAGAAAUUAACAGCCUUACAGCACGGAAAGUUCCCGACAGCAGAGAUUCAGAAGACAGAGCAACUAACACUGCGAACAGACUCGGUGCUGGGAGUUCCUAUACUGGAGAUACAACAGACGCAACUACAAAUCUUGUGAGAAAAGUAAAAAAGAUCAAGAAGAUAGUGGUAGGUCAAGGAACCGAGUCUCAAGAGGAGAUAAACGAGAAACCUGAAAAUGCAAACAGGGCGUCACUGUUUUCGGCUCCGUCAUCGCCAAGAAAAAUUGAAAGCGAGGAAGACCAAAGCUCCAAUGAGGCUGCUGAUAGAAAUGUAAAGCAAAGCUUCAGCAGGCGACGCAAGGUGAAACGAGUAAAAUCUGUUUUCGUUCCAGACGAAGAAACUAAAGCUGCUGACCAGUUGAACAGUGUGAAACCGACAUUAAGACGGCAACGAGUGCGUGUCACCCGCACUCGCACAGUGGCUCGGGUUGCAACUUCCAUAACCAGUGCUGCGGUGCCUAAGAACGAUAGAGAUUCCAGUGGUGCGACUGACAUCCGAGCUCAGACUCCUCGGAGGCAGAGAAUACGGGUCACCAGGCCUAGAGGUGGCCUUCGCCCCUCCGCGACACCGACCAACGCUCCGGAAGUUUUGUCUAGCCCGACUGAAGCCACAACGCAGCUGGGAAGCGGCAGAUUCCGGGAAAGGCCAACCGUGUCCACCACAAGAAGUCGAUCGAGAGGCAGAGUAACCUCGCGGCCCAUAAGUCAGGAGGCUGGUGCCGAUUCUGAUACUGCCACAGAAAUUUCUGCCAACUCGCUGUUCGAUGAGGACACCUUGUCAGAAAACGAUACACUGGAUAACGAGGUUUCUACUCCUUCCAAGGACGAGGCAGCUUCUGUGUCGACUUCUGAUGCAUCAAGAGUACAAAGAAAGCGAGUUAGGAAAUUGAAAAGAAAGAAAAUAAUUGAACCAGCCCAGUCAUCAGACUUUACUACAGAAUCUCCUCUUGAAGAGAAUACAACAGAUAGCUCAGUCCGUCGUGGCAGCCUUCGACGCGUUGUGAAGGUUCGUCGGCGAUUCCCUACAUCAGCAGCCGCCAGUACUUCUCCAGACGAUGCAACAGCUGAAGACGAAACCACCAGAACACCAGCAUCUGCUGACAAACUUACAGAUACCACUUUGGAAGCCACCACUACAGAUACCACCUCGUCAGAGUCAGUUUCUGAAGCAGAGGCCUCGACUGAAAUCACAGACACGGUCCCAACUACGGAAAGGCAGAGCCGAGACCCAAAUCUGUUCAGUCGCUUCAAUCGUCGACGAAGGCCUUCUACUGGUGCUUCACAGAACACUGUCGGUGCACGAUUAGACCUGCCAUCUGGCCGUGAUAGUCGCAGAAACAGACUGAGACGUCCUGCAUCUUCGGUGACCACUACUGAAGAACCUGAUGUUAUUCUGUCGACUGAAGAGCAGGCUGAAGCCGCUACCGAGGUAGUUGAUAUCCAAGAGGAAACAACAACGACCAUUGCCACCACUACCACCUCCACCACCACCACUGAAGGAAGUGAAGGCCUAGCUGAUCUUCGCUCAAGGGUAAGACUGCCCUUCCGUUCUUCUCGUCGCCGACAGAGACCAACAGCAUCUGAAGAGACGACAGCGGACAAUGACAACUCCGCAGAAGCGGAAGAUGAAGGGGGUGACGAAGUGGACAUUACCACCACCACCACAGAACGUUCUAGAAGCCUGUCUGGGUUCCGCUCCAGGAAUCGUCUUCCAAUACGUCCGAACCGACCCGCCCGUCCGUCUCGUCCUCAACGGCCGAGAUUACCAGCACCAACGGAGGAGAGCGAGGAAGGCUCUGUGACUACCGACAGUCAAGUCGUCAUUGAUGAGCCAGCUGAUGUCACUACGGAAAGGACAAGAGGACGUUUCCGACUGGGCAAUCGUCGUCCGUCAAGGCCAACCCGUCCGUCACUUCCGCUGCGACCAGCAUCAUCUCCACGUCGCAGACCUCUUCUCCGACCCUCGGACGAGGAUAGCGGCGAAGAGAUUGACAGCAACAGCAAUGUCGAUUCUACCACUGGGGAGCCUGAUUCAAGACCAGACCGCGUACGGCUCCCUUUCAGGCAAUCUACUGAGCGGCGGCGUCCGACCCGACCAUCAUUGUUUGGACGACCUCGACGACCUUCUGGUUUCCAGAGGCUGGCUGGUGCGGUUCCAUCUGAGGACAGCGCAGCUCGCAUUCCCGAACGCACAGUGCCACGAACCUUAGAUCAGAGAAGGAACGAAAACGAGCUAUUCGCUCAACGCCGACCCAGUUUGCCGAGCCAACAGGAAGCAGAGGAGGAGGAGGAGCAUGAUGACGUCACGUCUCUCAUCACCACCACCACCACGGAGCGCGCGCCAACGGCAGGCACCACCCCAAGACGGAUUCCGUUCUUCCCUGGACUGGCCCGCGAACGGGACCCAACUCGCACUCGACGUCCGUUCAUCAGUCAGUUCCGCCCCGCAACCACCUCGCGGCCACCUCUGCUGCAGAACACAGCCCCUGAAACUCGGCGACCACUCGCUACCGCAGCGCCGUCCUUGCCAGACGAUGAGAACAUAGACGAAGUAGAGACUGAAGACUUCUAUGAAGAAGACAUUCAGGAUGACCAGAUAGAAAUUGGUGUCUCGGACCCAGAGUCAGUCAGUGAAGAAGACAUCGUUAGUGAAGAUCUUCCCAGCAAUGUGGUGUACCGCAAGUUCAGCACUGUCAGGCUGGUGGAGAUCCUCGGCGGUCGUCAGACCUUGACACUGCCUGUGGUGACCUCCACGCUGACUACUCUGGCGCCCUCAGAGCUCCGCCUUCUGACCGACUCGCCAGGCUUGUUUGACGGAACCCUCAGCGUGGCGACACCGGCGGCAGUGCCGGCGGUGCGGGCCACUCGAACAGAGCAGGACCGAACGGGUGCCACCCGGGCGCUGUUUGGUUCUCUACCGGCGGCUCCCAGUCGAGAGUUCAAACCGUCUGCCACGGUCACGGCCGCUUCCGACGGACCCGUGUCGUCUGUAAGAGGUCUGGCAGGGAGGUUCUCCGUGGAUGAGGAACAGCUGACUAGUGUGUCCGCUGUGAACCGACCUCGGCCGACGGCCACUGAGGGGACUCGACCGACCUCACCAAGGCGACCGCCAUUCCGCGUGGCAAGUCCAUCAGGUGCGGACUCAGUGGAAGACGGUGCGACAGUCUCUUCGACGACUCCGGCCACAGCUGAGCCCAGCUCUCCGGUACGACCAGCAGUAGCCACCACACAAUCCACCACGCCUGACAUUCAGUCUUCACUGAGCGAGAGUGAUGUACCCGAGGCAGGUGCCAUCUCGGACGGCCGCACCAUCCUGGCCUCCUCCUCCUCCUCGUCCCGCGCCACCCCCAGUCUGACCGUCCCCGGUCGGAGUCGGUUCUCCGGCGUCCCUCUCUUCCCCCGCCCCCGUCAGACGACAUACAGAGCGGUCACCAGCUCCGGCACCGUACUCAUCUUCGGAGAGCUCGUAACCGGCGCAGCCAUCAACCAGCGGCAAUCGGAGUCUUCUUCUCGUCGACCACCGUUCGGAAGGACGGUGGCGUCCGAGGAUGUCAGCCAGGUGCUGGCCACAUCCGCACUCGUCACCGGCAUAGCCACCAAGGUCAUGAACAACGGGGUGCCCGUCCUGGUAGCAGGAGGCGGCGUGCCACCGGAGCAAGUGGUCAGUAACGGCCAGGUGGUGUUCAACUCUGGCACACUGACCCUGCCGCCGGUGUCGCUCAGUGACGUGGUGUCGCUGAUGCCCAGCUCUGAGACCGACCCCGAGCUGGGCACCCGCGGCACGUCCGGCUUCGACCAGCGCUUCUACCGGACGCAGACGUACUACACGACCUUCACCUACCUGGUGCGCCGUGGCGGCCAGGCCGGGGUCACCACCUCGCGAGAAACCGUCUCCAACGUGGUCACUGUGCCGGCUACGGCCGCCGCCCGGCCGCAGUCCACGCGCUUCGAGACGGCUACCUACUUCACCACGUUCACCUACUUCACCACCACAACUCGGGGAGCGCAGGAGCAGGUCACCUCCUCGCAGGAGGUGGUGACGCGCGUGGUGGUGACGGAGGCGCCGGCCACCGCCCCGCAGCAGGUCACCAAGACCUACCUGUCGACGGUGACUCUGUUCGACACGGCGUUCAUAUCCGGCACCCAGGUGCUCCGCAGUCGCAGCACCAGCGUCAUCACGCAGCUGGACGUGGGGCCGCCGGCUGAAGAGGCGGCUGUGCGCCCGUCCGCGGUCCGGCCACCGAUCCAGGCCACGGCCGCGCCAUCUCCGCUGGCCCCGGUCCGUCAGCCGCCCGCAGUCGACCCGAGUCUGCCGCCAGUCGGCGAACAGGACGAGAUCCACGUGGUGGCCACCAAGACCUACUACACGACCAGCACGUUCUACACCACGCUGCUGGAGGGCAGCGCCACCGUGGUGCGCACCAGGACCGAGGUCACGUCCCGCGUCCAGACCGAGAAGGUGACUACCCGCCUGGCGGCCUCCCAUCUCAGCUCCCUACGCGGUUCGCUCACGAGGACUGUCUCGCCGGCGGUCGCGCUCACCCGCACCCCGACCCUCGGCCAAGCUGCUGCUCUGACCACUGAGAACAGACCGAGCCAGGCCCAGGCCACGGAAACGAAACCAACCUCGACGCUACUGUCGGGGGACUCGGAGACCGCCAGGCCAGCGGCAGGACAGGGACAGAGUGGGUUCCAGAUUCCGGAGCCAGCGGCCGUGGUUGAGAGUUCGGUCCUGACGCCAGUCGAAAACAUCGACCAAACCCAGGAGCAGAGUUCAACGGACCCGGUGACCGCAAACGCUGAGCUGACAUCUACAACAUCUUCAGAUGACGCCGGGUCAGCCGACAAGCCGACGACCGCCGCGACUGCAUCUCCAAUCACUCAGGAGGCCAUCGUAUUUGUCGAGACCGCUUCGCCUGCCGCCGGAGACAGCUCGCCAUCGAGCUCCAGCACGGCAGCUCUGACUGCCAGCACCAGCACCACGCCAGCGCCUGCCAGCCCCAGCACCACCAGCAAGCCACCGGCAGAGGCGCUCGGUAAUCUGGCCGGCAGUCUGCUGAGCCUGAGCGGCCUGGGCGCGGCCGGACUGAGCGGCAUCAACAUCGGCUCCAUGGUGGACACGGCCGCCGGCCUGUUCCGCAACGUGCUGCCGCUGGCGGUGCGGCGCGACGGCUCGGCCGGUGUGCCGCCGGAGCCCGUGCGGCCGCCGCCCGCCGUCCAGGUGCAGCAGAGGAACCCGGCCUUCAUCCCGGUCGGCGGGCUGGCCAACAGUCUGCGCCGUGAGCAGCAGCUGGCCACCGCCGAACCGGCAGGGGUGGGCGGGCCCAGCGGACCGGUACUGGCUGUGCGCGGCCCAGACGGGCAGGUGAUCCCCAUCAGGGGUGUGCCGAGCACCGGCCGCCGCCCGCCGCAGCGCUCCGGCGUACCGGCGCGCCGCCAGGACCGACCGCGCCGUCCAGGCCCGCUCCGCCGGCCUCCGCGACCCAACGGGCGACCGCUGCGGCCGGCCAACCGCCGCAAGCAGCCGCCGCCGCCAAACGGGUUCAUCGCCGUGUUCCCCAACGGCCAGGAGCCGCCGCGCGGCCAGCCGGAGGAGAACUUCCUGCAGCUGGAGCGGAUCGAGGACCGGCCCGGCCAGCCGUUCCAGUUCCAGCUGCCGCACCAGCUCGGCCCGGCCGCCGGCUCCACCCGCGUCCACGUCUCCAUCACCACCGGCGCAGAGACGCAGUUCGUCCGACCGACAGCUGUCGACGGCCGGCCGCCGUUCUCGGUGCCCCAGCCGCAGCCGGUGGUCGUCGUCGGCGCGACGCUGGCCUCUGAGUUAGACGCCAACCGGAGGGUCGAUCAGUCGUCUCCAGACUCGGGCAGUCAGCCGACCUAUGUCGAGGCGGAGCUCGGUGGAAACACAGGAGGCUUCAGCAACGAGCUGACCGGCCAGGGUUUCACCGGGCAGCAGGAGUUCCUCGGAGGCGGUUUCGCCGACCAGCAGGGCCUCGAUGACCAGGAGUAUGCGGCCAGCGUGCAAGGUCCGUUCGGCACCGGCCAGCUGACGUUCUUCGACAGCUCGGACGGCGGGUUCCAACCGGACUCGGAGCGACGCAGGCCGCUGGUCCGACCACCGGUACCGGUGCCGAACCAAGUCCUCUGGCCGCCCAGGAGCACCUCCACGCUGCACACCAUCGCCUCGCUGGAGGGCGACAACAGGAUCGUUGGCACCAACGUGUUCGCCGACGUGGUGCCCAUCACCACCCGGCCGGCGGUGAUCCAGUUCCAGCCGAACCCCAACAGACCGCGCCGACCGCCGCCAGUCCGCCCGGCCCCGUCCGCCCCGGCAUUGACCCCACAGGUCACCCGAGGACCGGAGUUCACACGGCCGCCGGCCCCGGCACCCUCUCCAGCUCCAGCCCCUGCUCCGGUUCCGGUCCGGAAUCGGAUUCCUAACCAGGCGACCCUUGAGGUUCCUGUGCCGAUCUCCGGUCAGGUUCCGGUUCCGGUGUCGAUUGUGAUCCCCGCACGGAAUCCCGUUCAGCCAGGAGGAAUCUUCAACAGGCCUAACACGGAGUCCGUCAUCCGAGUGACAACUGAGGAAGCCAUAACGGAGACGGCGCCAUCAGAGGCACCGGUGAUAGGCGCUCCCCAGGAGCUCCGUCCCGACGAGGGCGGCGACGACCUGGAACUCUCUGCUUCCACCGAAAGGGGUCAAGCCGCCAAGAAGCCUCAGCAGACCUCGGGCUCCAUCUCCGGCGACGAGGAGAACAACAAGAUCAACUUCAUCGUCACAUCGAGCUUCGAGUCGUCGACGGCCACUCCGACUACCACUGGCACUCCGAGCCUGGCGUCCACCCGCCAGCCCAUCCGGCUCGCUGACAGGAUCCGGCAGACCCUGCUGGCCUCUCUGAGCAGCGCAGCUGCCGCCUCUGCCUCGGCCUCCUCAGCGUCCUCAUUCCCGUCUUCCUCCUUCCCGUCUUCCACCGACCUCGGCAGUGACGCGGGAUCGUCCGUCCGCAUCGGUUCCACCACGGCCAUCCUGGGUCCGGACGUGCGCACCCUGCGCCCUGACACGCGGACGACCAGCCGCCACCACAGCUCGGAGACGGUGAUCAGGGGAGAGUCGACCGUGUUCGGCGGCCUGUUCACCCGGCCGGCGCUGCCAUCGGAGAGCGUGCACGACAUCACGGAGAUCGUCAACGGGCCCGGCCACCAGCCGGUGACCAAAUACAUCACCCGGACCGAGCAGUUCACCCGUACCGUCACCGCCACCAAGACCGACAUCAGGUUCGAGGGCAGUGCGGUGGUAACCAGCACCAAGGUGAUCACCAGCACUCUUCCGCCCAUCACCAUCGUCUCCACCGUCAUCGGCACGUCCACGCAGAUUCACACACUCAACACAGCGACGCCGACUCGCGUGGAGCCGCUGCGGACCGCCACCACCUCCACCCGCCAGCCGCCGACGCCAUCCACCCCGCCACCACCUCCGCCGCCACCCCGCCGGCCUGAGCCGACCACGAACCGGGAGCGGGAAAGGGAGAGGGACAGGGUCUCCGUGGCCGGUGUGCUGCUGGCGGACUCGAUCGACCUCGACGGCGCCCAGCAGGGCAUCACCGACGACAACGAGGUCAACCGUGUGGUGAUCAGCCCCGGCGCCGGCCAGCACCUGGUCGUCGAACAGGCCGAGGCGGUGGCCACGCGCUGCCAGAGACCCUGCCUCGAGGCCAUCUUUGAGACCUGUCGGCCCAUCGGCGGAGUGUACCAGUGCGCCUGCAGACCUGGCUUCGCUCGCGCCCGCGAGCAGGACCCCUGUGAACCCACGCUGACGUACCGCCUGCAAGUGCUGCUGGACCGGGUGAACGACAUCCCGCUGUCGUUCCGGCCCCAGUUCGCCGACCGCUCGUCGGCCGAGUACGAACAGCUGGCGCGCAUCACCGAGCGCGGCCUCCAGGAGGCGCUCAUCGACACCAAACUGGGAGACCGGCUGCACACGACCAAACUGAUGGGCUUCGUGGAGACCGAGGCGGCCGGCGCGCCCGGGCUGCCCCGCACCCGCCCGCCGCCCAGCCUGGACGGCCUGCUGGCGGAACUGAUGGUUCAGGUGUCUGAGCGCGAGAGCGACUCCCUGGACCGGAGCUCCCUGCGGCACACGCUGGCGGAGGCGCUGCGCAGCACCAACUACUCGAUGGGCGGCCAGCAGCUGGUCGUGUCACAGCACAGCGACGCCAUCACCGCUCUCGACUUUGACGAGUGCCAGGACGGCGACUACAACGACUGCCACGAGCAGGCCUUCUGCUACAACCUGGCCGGCACGUUCACCUGUAGCUGCAGGGACGGCAUGGUCGACCUCAACGUCAACGACGCGCCCGGAAGGGCCUGCUCCACCGAGUCGGCCGGCUGCAAGGAGUGCAGCUACAGCGGCGAGUGUUACGCCCAGGACGGCGGCGGCACCGGCUGCCGCUGCCACCGCUGGUACGCCGGCACACGGUGCCAGAUCAACCUGCGCGUGCUGCUGAUUGCGCUGGUCACCGUCGGCGCCGUGCUGGCGCUGAUGCUGUGCGCCUGCUGCUUCCUCUGCUGCCGCCGCCGCCGCGGACGGAGCCACGUCGCGCCGCCGCUCGUAUUCACGGGUCCGGCCGGCUUCCUGCGACACCGCGGCACCGACCUCGGUAACCCGGUGCUCGACCGGAGGGCCAUGCUGGACAGCAGCAGCGACACCAGCGCCACCAGUCCGCCGCGGAUGCUGGGCGCUCCGCCACCGGUCAAUAAGAGGCCGGCACCAGUGCCGCCCGCCUCUGUGGCGGGCCGCAGCCGCCGGUCAGGCCGCACCAACGCCAGCUUCCAGGAGGAGCGCAGCCUGGCCAGCACGGCGAUCCGACCGGCUGUGUUCAUCCCGCGCGCCAAGCACCGUCACCCGCAGCCGCGGCCGGCCAGCGCCGCCUCGUCGGCGUUGCGCGUCGGCCCAGACGGCGGCGCCGACCUGCGAGCCAGCCAGUCACGUCUGAUGAGCGUGCUGGAGCCGGCCGGUCGCGGCCGCAUGCGGCCCCGCGCGGGGACCUUCACGGCGCCCCAGCGCAGCGCGCGCAGCGUCAGUGGGGGCCGCCGACCGCGGCCGGAGGAGGCGGUCAGCCACCAUCCGACCGGGCGCAGUCGCAGCUCAGACAGCCUCAGUCUGAGGGCCGAGUCCAUCGGCGGGGACGCCGACUACAGAGCCCACUCCUUCUUCAGGGAGAGGACAAUGUCGGAGGCACGCUCGUACGACGAGACGACGAUCCGGCCGAGCGUGCGCAGUGUGCGCGGCUACGGCACCCAGCGCAGCCGGCGCAGCUCCCUGGCCGGCAGCUCACAGAUGCUCACAUACGAACAUCAUACAAUGGCCGAACGGGACGCGGCGUCCACAUUCGUGAUGCCGGAAACCCAGCUGUUCCGGCCUCAGGCGGACUCGGACGCGCUCUCCGAGUUCAGUGUGGUCGACGACUUCCCUCAGAUCCACGGACGGCGCAGCUCUCGCGCGGCGUCGGCCGCCGGCAGCCGACGGGGCCCGCGGUGAGGCCGCCAAGACCCGCCGACCUCGUAGUGACCCGGCCGCGCGGCGCGGACGCCGAGUGAACUAUUUAUUGGUGCGCGCCGCGCGGCGGCCGACGGGCGGUCGGCCGGGCCGCGGUGGGUGCGGCCCCGGCCACCCGCCGUCGUCCGAUCACAUCACACACAGGGAGGGAGACGCCGCUCCCAGUCGCUUUAAGUUGUUAUUCGUUAUUCCUUGUGCUGCCGGGUGCCGUCUUCGGGUGCCGUCGGCACUCAGCCGCUCGUAUGUGUGAGAGGUACUUGCUCAAGAGUUCUGCCCCCUUCUCCGUAGUGAAUCGAGCCGUGGAGAGUAGAUGCAGAGUUGCGCGUAGUGAGUGAUAUUGGUCGUUUUGUACAUACCUCCACAGUCAGAGGGCCUGUGUUGUUUUGUUCGUGAGCAGACGGUGCUAUGCGAGGGUGUGUGCUCGGAAAAGUGAAGAUAUUGUGAUUGUGCCAAACUAAGUUUGUGCUCUACCUAUGCUAGAACAGGACGCGAAACAGACACCUGACUUGUGUACAUAGAACUCGACAGCUGCAGACGAGAUGGGCCGUAUGAACGCCCGUCACAGGGAAUUUCCAGUAGGUGGUGGGAUCAAAUCGAAAAUGUGAUGCGCCAGAAAUAAUAUUUUUAUGUGCAUGAGAGAACAUUCGUGAAAUAUAUGUUUAUAAUAUAAUUCCA
This is a messenger RNA of Amphibalanus amphitrite, 18410 nucleotides long. RefSeq names its product mucin-17-like. The coding region runs from base 123 to 17717 and encodes 5864 amino acids. The transcript has 18 exons. The record is from RefSeq and is a predicted model, not a curated record. Lineage: Eukaryota; Metazoa; Arthropoda; Thecostraca; Balanomorpha; Balanidae. Gene Ontology annotation, molecular function: calcium ion binding.